GUUGGAGGGAGUUUCGCUCCUCUCUUCCAUUGCUAGACACAAGUUGAAGCUUGCCAAGAGGUAAGGCAGACGGAAAUAGUCCGAAAAUGCCUCCCAUCGACAAUGACACCGGGAGGAAUCAACUAAAGUCUCGGAUACAGGAGCUUAUUGAUUCUAAUCAAGUGUUGGUAUUCAGUAAAAGCCACUGUCCAUUUUGUGUGAAGGUAAGUCCAACAUAUGCGUUUACUUUUUGUCUAACUGGCUAGCUAGCUUCUUUUGUCCUACUUAUUUCUCCCGCGAGUAAGUUAGGCACAUUCUCCCGCAAGUAACGGUAAUUGGCUGCAUGUAGAGGUCUUCACUGGUCCACCCAAUCGGGUCUGGUCUAGACCCGGACCUGUUAGGAUACGGGUCGGGCCUAGGGAGGAUUGUCCUGGGUCCAUAACUAGGUAGAUAUCUUGGGCUAACGUUAGAAAACUUAACUAACUUUUAGUUGUCUUUACUACUAACUAGUGUUUUAGCUUUCCAUGAAAAAAUGUAUUGACUGAGGCGCCGCUUAUCUCCCUGUUACGUUGUUGUGUAACGUUACGCAGAACUAGCUGGAUGACUACCACGCUGGCUAGCGAGUUACAUCGCUGGUAAUAGCCCUAUAAAUAGAUAAUACCGCGAAGAUAAAACAACGGGGUUCAAGCAGCAUACAUCUUUUUCUUUCCAGGUGAAGGAUCUGUUCAAGGAGCUGAACGUGAACUGCAAUGUAGUGGAGUUGGAUUUAAUUGGUAAGGAGUUGUUCCCAGGACUUGUCAAGCUUCUUUAUUGGAAGACGGGUGUACUCAGCACUGUCUUUUCUCAAUUUAUGCCAGUCACACCACAUUACGUUUACAUUUAAGUCAUUUAGCAGACGCUCUUAUCCAGAGCGACUUACAAAUUGUGUAGUUGUCUUUGAUCGGUAUGAUCAAAAUUGUACCAACUUGGUCUGUUAUUGUGACUGUAAUACCGCCACACCGGUAGUCACGACUCAUGACUGCAGUUGAGUCACGGUAACUAGGCUUCUCCAACUGCGCUCUGAUGCCGCUGAUGUACAUUAGUAGCCUUCCAAACUUGCCUGGUACUCCGCACUCUAUUGUCCCUCCAAUCACUCUGACAUCAAUGCAAAUUAAAUCGAAAGUGAAAUAAGUCUAUGUUGCGCAACAUUUCUAUAGGCUAUGCAAUUGCUUGAGGAAAUAGUUUUGAUGGCUCUAUUAAAAAGAGGAAGAGCCGAUCAGCUUUCUAUAGGCUAGGCCUGCUAUUUUAUUUAUUUAUUUUACCGUUAUUUAACUAGGCAAGUCAGUUAAGAACAAAUUAUUAUUUACAAUGACGGCCUACACUGGCCAAACCCAGACGACGCUGGGCCAAUUGUGGACCAUUCGCUAUUCCCGUGUAGCUCAGUUGGUAGAGCAUGGCGUUUGCAACGCCAGGGUUGUGGGUUCGUUUCCCACGGGGGACCAGUAUGAAAAAAAAAAAAUUAUGCACUCACUAACUGUAAAUUGCUCUGGAUAAGAGCUUCUGCUAAAUGACUAAAAUGGAUGAACCCCCCCCCCCCCCUUCUGACAGGUGCAUGAUAUUGGCCCAUUCUAAAUUCACACAUCUUAUUUACUAUAUGUAAAUAAAAUAAAUAAAUGAAGAAUAGCCGGAUGGGUGUGCUAUUCAAGUGCAUACGGAUGAAGUCUCCCCCCCAGCCAUUUGAUCUCUCACCAGUCACAGCUGUUCUGGUAUAAAUACACACUGUGCAUGGAAUAACUAUUGCUCUGGCAAAUACACUUAGAAAAGAUUUCCAGUACUGAAUUAUGCAAUUUAUUUAAACACACUGUGUUUGUUUGCAGAACCAAAGUACAUUUACAUUAUAGACUGCACAGGCUGUCAGCACUUAGAAUUGAAGUCGAUGGUGUAUGAAUGCAUGUCAUGUAUAUGACUCUAGUGUACAUGUCAAAGAUAUGAAAGGAACAGUAGGAUUAAUGAUUAAUUUCAUAUAAAUGUAGCUGCUACUCUGCUAACAUCUCUUAACGGUUGUGUCUAGAGGAUGGAUCAAACUAUCAAGAACUGCUGCUUGAGAUGACCGGACAGAAAACUGUCCCCAAUGUCUUCAUCAACAAGACACACGUCGGUGGCUGUGACAAAACAAUGAAGGUAUGGAUCGGUGUAGCUGCUUUCAUGAACCACAGAUCAUUCUCAAUUCACUCGUGGUUUUGCAAAUGCCACCGCUUUUAGAAUCUUGGGCUUAUCCUGUCUUGAGAUUCAAGCAUGCAUCAAACUUAGGCUAAAAUCUCAGGUUGUGGCAAUGAAAGAUAUCUUUGCGUUUGAUGUCAUAGGUUCCCCUUUCAUUUUAGCAUGUGGUAAAUGAUGCCCACCGCAGGCUUUAAUUGUGUCGCAAUAUUACGAAAGAGAGUCUUUGUCCGUUUUGCCAGAAACAAGGGUUGAGUGAAUCUAUUUGGGUCAAGUGUGGUUAAGCCAAUUUACAUCAAAAUGCACUCCAUUUGUCUUUUUACAUCAAAAUGGCUCCUUAAGAACACCCACACCUAGAGUAUUCUCUUCCCUCUACACUGAGCUGCAAUUAGCUAAUGAUACACUUUUUUUUGCCUGGUCAUGCUUUGCAUAAUCUAGCACUUUGUCAGCAUGACACAAUAGCGUAUAUUUCACUUGAAACACAUUCUCCUGAUGUAUUAUAAUCCUGACAAUAUCACCAUGUGUUCUGUCUCUUGCCCUUUUCUAGCAAAUGCUGGUUAAUUUCCAUCAUGUGGCACGGAGAACAUCCCUCCGGCAUGAAUGGUGUCAGCGUCGCUGUUGAAUGUAGAAUACCCUUUUUACAUUUUAGUCAUUUAGCAGGCACUCUUAUCCAGAGCGACUUACAGGAGCAAUUAGUGCCUUGCUCAAGGGUACAUAGACAUAUUUUUUCCCCCCCGCACUUAAUCGGCUCAGGGAUUAUAACCAGCGACCUUUCGGUUACUGGCCCAACGUUCUUAAUUGCUAGGCUACCUGCCGCCUCUCAUAGCCAUGCACACUUUUCAGUAAGCACCAUUUUUGGGAUCAUAAAUUAGCAUGCUGGUGUCCUUACUGUAUUACACUUGUCUAUUUCCCACCAGAAGCAGACCUUUUUUUGUGCCCUUUUAAGACUGCUGGGUUAAUAUUGUUUUCACCAUGGUAUCUGACCACCUGUCGUCAUCCUCUUCUCAGGCCCACAAAGAUGGUGUCCUGCAGCAACUGCUGUGCGGGGAGAAUGAGGUCUACGACUACGACCUCAUCGUCAUCGGGGGCGGCUCGGGAGGCCUGGCCUGCUCAAAGGUAAGAGCCUCCCAGAUAACGCGUUUAAAAUCAACCUUGCCUCCAGACCUGCACCUUUCUAGUGUAGUAUUGAGGCCCAUGAAGGAAGGCUGUAGUCCAGUCUAUCAUGGCCUCUGUCUGAGAACGUUACUAGCUGUACAAUCCUUGCGUCCUCUGUCCUUGUUUCCUCAAUUCCUCUCAAAGCGCAUUGGAGGAGAGGACCCAAGCUCCCUCUAAAGAGCUUGGAGAUGAAGUUAGGAUGGGAAAAAGCAAAGACAUGACAGCUAGUAACGUUUUCAGACAGCCAUGGUGAGUAUUUCAGAUGGCUCGUCAUCGCAGCAAUACAACUAAAGCAUACAAGCUGAGCUAGUUGACCAGUGGUUGUCUUAAUCAAGUUGUCUAAAUGGCUGUCUGCCCUCUUGUGCUUCUCCUGGGACAGGAGGCAGCGUUGCUGGGCAAGAAGGUGAUGGUGUUGGACUAUGUGGUGCCCACGCCGAAAGGGAACACAUGGGGUGAGUAUGGCUUCACGUGUCACACUCUUCUUCGAUGGACAUUGAUGAGUUGAGUCACGUGCGUCUCCUCGACUGAACUGGUAGUUAUUUGUGGUUGUUUCAGACAUCCUCUUACAGCACACUGCUGCAGGCCCACCGAAGCACAAAUCAAAAUAGCUUGCAGAAUACUGCUGUUAUCAGUAGCAACAUGUCUGCAUGUGUCAAUGUGGAUCCAAAUGAAAUCUCCAAAUGUGUGAUUCUGUAUGUGUCUUUGGCUCGGGACAGGCCUGGGCGGCACAUGCGUGAACGUGGGCUGCAUCCCCAAGAAGCUGAUGCACCAGACGGCCCUGCUAGGGACUUCCAUGCAGGACGCCCGCAAGUUUGGGUGGGAGUUGCCCGAGGAGACAGGUAACGUCUGGGUCAGCGGUUUAGGUUCUAAUAUCCAUUUUAGUCACUUGGAAUGCAUGCCUAACACUAGGAGCGGGCAUGAGUACUCGAACGGACAUUAAAACUCGAUCUCUAACCAGCGAUAAACAAAAAACAUUUCAAGUACUGUAAAACUAUUUGGUGGAGUGUGCUUUGUGGCUUGUCCUGAAAAUGAUAUUGUCUUGAAGACGACGUUAAUUUGCUUUGACUCUAGUGUUCCAAUUGUACAUGUGCAUUUGCGGAACACAACAAAAAAGAAACCAAGGCAAGCAUCACAGUUCUUCUCCGUUAGGACUGCUCCCUCUACACACGCAUGCAGAGUUUGAACACAAUCUCCCAUUAGGCCUACAGAAAUAAUAAUAAAUGCCUAUUAAAAAUGGAGGGCAUAAAACAAAUGCCUCUAACUGGUGGGAUACACAAGCUACAUUCCUUGCCAAAUAACGACAGUUUCCAACAACGAGCUGCAGUUUUGGAAUAAUUCCAGCCGGUCUAUUUUCCACUUAGGCUAAUUUGAGAACUGCUAGUGCCAUUUAGAAUUGGUUAGCCUAGGCUAUAACCCCUAAACAUAGACAGAUUCCACGCUGAAAAUAUGUAAAAUCACAAGUUUGAUUAAGAAAGUGUAUUUUCAUCAGAAUCAUUAAGCCUAGGCCUACUGACCAAACCGAUGAUGUGGCCGUAAUUCAUCACCAUACAGUGUUCAAUGUGGAGUUAUUAAUCCAUUUAGAACAUUCCAAAGAACAGGCAGAUUAACUAAAUUGUAUGUCUGUACGCCUAUAUCGAAAGGAAGACCAGAUUUUGUUUUGUAACCAUGAAGAAAUUGUCUUUCAACGCACCAAACUAAGCCCCGUUUCAAGUGAUCAGUCUUUGAGAAUACAGUGAGGGGAAAAAAAGUAUUUGAUCCCUUGCUGAUUUUGUACGUUUGCCCACUGACAAAGAAAUUAUCAGUCUAUAAUUUUAAUGAUAGGUUUAUUUGAACAGUGAGAGACAGAAUAACAACACAAAAUCCAGAAAAACGCAUGGGAAAAAUGUAAUAAAUUGAUUUGCAUUUUAAUGAGGAAAUAAGUAUUUGACCCCCUCUCAAUCAGAAAGAUUUCUGGCUCCCAGGUGUCUUUUAUACAGGUAACGAGCUGAGAUUAGGAGCACACUCUUAAAGGGAGUGCUCCUAAUCUCAGCUUGUUACCUGUAUAAAAGACACCUGUCCACAGAAGCAAUCAAUCAAUCAGAUUCAAACUCUCCACCAUGGCCAAGACCAAAGAGCUCUCCAAGGAUGUCAGGGACAAGAUUGUAGACCUACACAAGGCUGGAAUGGGCUACAAGACCAUCGCCAAGCAGCUUGGUCAGAAGGUGACAACAGUUGGUGCGAUUAUUCACAAAUGGAAGAAACACAAAAGAACUGUCAAUCUCCCUCGGCCUGGGGCUCCAUGCAAGAUCUCACCUCGUGGAGUUGCAAUGAUCAUGAGAACGGUGAGGAAUCAGCCCAGAACUACACAGGAGGAUCUUGUCAAUGAUCUCAAGGCAGCUGGGACCAUAGUCACUAAGAAAACAAUUGGUAACACACUACGCCGUGAAGGACUGAAAUCCCUCAGCGCCCGCAAGGUCCCCCUGCUCAAGAAAGCACAUAUGAAGUUUGCCAAUGAACAUCUGAAUGAUUCGGAGGAGAACUGGGUGAAAGUGUUGUGGUCAGAUGAGACCAAAAUCGAGCUCUUUGGCAUCAACUCAACUCGCCGUGUUUGGAGGAGGAGGAAUGCUGCCUAUGACCCCAAGAACACCAUCCCCACCGUCAAACAUGGAGGUGGAAACAUUAUGCUUUGGGGGUGUUUUUCUGCUAAGAGGACAGUACAACUUCACUGCAUCAAAGGGACGAUGGACGGGGCCAUGUACCGUCAAAUCUUGGGUGAGAACCUCCUUCUAUUCAAGCAUGACAAUGACCCACAACACACGGCCAAGGCAACAAAGGAGUGGCUCAAGAAGAAGCACAUUAAGGUCCUGGAGUGGCCUAGCCAGUCUCCAGACCUUAAUCCCAUAGAAAAUCUGUAGAGGGAGCUGAAGGUUCGAGUUGCCAAACGUCAGCCUCGAAAUCUUAAUUACUUGGAGAAGAUCUGCAAAGAGGAGUGGUGGCCAACUACAAGAAACGUCUAACCUCUGUGAUUGCCAACAAGGGUUUUGCCUCCAAGUACUAUGUCAUGUUUUGCGGAGGGGUCAAAUACUUAUUUCCCUCAUUAAAAUGCAAAUCAAUUUAUAACAUUUUUUACAUGCGUUUUUCAGGAUUUUUUGUUGUUAUUCUGUUUCUCACUGUUCAAAUAAACCUACCAUUAAAAUUAUAGACUGAUCAUUUCUUUGUUAGUGGGCAAACGUACAAAAUCAGCAGGGGAUCAAAUACUUUUUUCACUCACUGUAACUGUUCUAGACGCGCAUCACUUCGCACUGGCAACUUUUUCAUUUGGAAAAAUAUUCUGCUAUAUUUCAUGUUUUUUUCUAUUAACAGUGGAGGCUGCUGAGGGGUGGACGGCUCAUAAUAUGGCUGGAACGGCACUAAUGGAAUGGCAUCAAACGCAUGGAAACCAUGUAUUUGAUACCAUUACGCUCCAGCUAUUACAACAAGCCUGUCCUCCCCAAUUAUCGUGCCACCAACCUCCUGUGUUGCUAUGUAAUAGGUGUCUUGACUGUGAUAAGGGCUUGGAAAAUAAGAGUGUCUUGUCUGCUAAAUUAACCAAGCAAGGCUAUGCCAUUGCACAGCCACAGGCUUCUACAAGCAAGCGCCACUGCUGAGGUUACAGCCUUUCGGAAGAUUGUGUUCCACAAUAUAAUAUAACCAGUUCAUAUUAUGGUUUCAAUAAAUGAAUCUUAAAGGGCACUUGCUUUUUUAUGGACUCAAUAUACAGUAUAUGAGGCAAUUUAGCAAUGAAGAUGUGUUAUAGCUAAUGGUUAUGAUAAAUGAGGCAUUGUUGUGUACUGUUGGCAUAUAGAUAAAUGGCCAAAAGUAUUUUCUUCCAGUGCAGGUCUUGCCCUUGUGUUCUAAAGUAGAUACUUUUUCUCCCCAUUCCGAGUACUCUGAAUUUUUUGGGGGUGAGUACUCGAACAUUCAAAUGCCCAUCUCUACCCAACACAUGAACUCAACCAAAGUAGUAAGGAUAUUGGAGCAGAGCCAUGGCCAGUGCUAGGAAUGAAACAUGAGAAGGUAUAAGUCACUUUUUGAUUUGAAAACAUUAUUGUUUAAGCCCUCUUCGUGAGCCUGAGGUAACCGAAGGUCAUGGAAAUGUCAAUGUUACAUUUCCAGGGGAGUACUUUUGCAGUAAUGGUAGUAAACAACUAAAGACUUGUGUGGUCAUUGUUGACUUUGUAAUUCUCAUCUGGUUCUUAGUGAAGCACAACUGGGAGACGAUGAAGACGGCGGUGAACAACUACAUUGGCUCGUUGAACUGGGGCUACCGGGUGGCGCUGCGCGACAAGAACGUCAACUACGUCAACUCCUAUGCUGAGUUCAUCGAGUCGCACAAAAUCAAGGUUGGUCGGCGCUUCGUGAGUUUACAAGCAGAUGUUUGACCACAGUUAUUAAUGCUUUAUAAUGAAUUGACUGCCUUCCAUUUUACCCGUUUAGAAGGCAGUCAAUUCGGUGUGAAAAUGGAUGUGAACUGUUUUAGAUGCACAGCACAUGAUGUAUUCUCAAACUGGAUAGUAACUAGCUUUGUUAGUUCCUUGGCUUAAACUAAUCCCAAAGAUAUUUAAUGGCUCUGUACACUUCACAGCACUUAGUAAAGCAGCUAUUGUCUCUCCCAUGGGAGGUUCUAAACCGCACACCCUUGACUUGACGCAUUGAUUCUUGCUAACCACACUCAACAAAUGAGAUGAGGCUAAGUGUUGGUUUUAAUGGAAAUUAUUUAGUGUGUACGAGAGUAAAAUAAAUCUGUGAAGAAUGUUUGACACCCUACUUACCCCCUCCACCCACCAGGCGACCAACAAGCGAGGGAAGGAGACCUUCCAUACGGCCGCAAAGUUUAUCCUGGCGACGGGCGAGAGGCCACGUUACCUGGGCAUCCCCGGAGACAAAGAGUACUGCAUCACCAGGUGAGUCCUUCCCCUCCUCCUUCCCUCCCAGCACACAGCAGGCAUUAUUUAACCCGCAAUCCAAUUACACUGCCGUUCAGCCAGGGGAAAGCCCUCGUUAUUCAAUCACCACAAUAGAGACAAACACACUGAAGGGUUGUAUUCUGUAGUGCACACCGUGGCGAAACCUUUUGCAACAAAUGGAAAAACAAGCAUUUCUAAUUGGACAAGAUCAGGUAAUCCCUCCCUGUUUGUCUGUGUCCUUCCAUUUGGAGCCUAGUGAAUAUGACCCAGCUCUACCAAGACUGUACAGAUUAAAGCAUUUGUCUGUAAUGCUGACUCAUGUAACAUGUGGAUGGGUAUAAGGGAUGUGGAACAUUGUAGCUGAGUUUGCGCUCUGACACACACAUGCACACACACACACACACACACACACUUUGCAAGUAAGCUCACUUUUCUCAUUUCCACCACAGGAAGCCUUGUAUCUCAGGGUACUCAUUUAGUAAGACUAUAAUCUCCCACCAGCCUAAACACAGGUUUCCUAGAAGAUUACCCCCUGCUGCUGUAGACUGGUGUGUUGUUAUCAUAGGAACAGACCCUGGUAGCCAUCUCUGUACCAUUUGAAGCAGGUUCUAUGUCUAAUGGUUGUAUUGUGACUAUGGCUGUCCCUGACUAAAACAAAUCUUGGUUGACCAAGAGUCAUCUGUUCUUUUGACCAAUCGAUUGGUCGACAUUUUAAAAAUGUGUUUUAAUCAAAUCAACUAUCUGCACUGAGCUUGUCUGAUGCUAUAAGCGAACUGUUUGAUGAAAUUAAGACACAAAUGACUAGGAGUCCGACCGCAAUUGAUUUGAUUGUGCUCAGACUUGCUGUGUUAAAAAAAAAAGACAGCAAGUGACUGUGUGACUAGCACCUGUUUUCUCCCUGUCCUCCCUGCUGCAGCGACCACCACAGAACAUUAACAGUUUAUUUCGCUGCUCUCUUUACGUGACACGUAUGCGUCGCAUGCACGUUGUAUACACGUGACCAAUAGGGCCUGACCUAUAGCAUAUCAUAAUUACAUCAAUAAAUUGGUUAUAACAAACCCUUAACACUAACGCGUGACAGCAAAAUGGAGGACGUGACAAAUAAACUCAAAACGGGGGAAUGUUUACUGGUUGCUCAGGAGGUAAAGGGGAAAGUCAGACGUGUAGAAUACAUUUGACUAGUUGUGGAAAAUACUGGAGAUCAAGAAAAAUAAGGUGAGUAGCCAGCGCUGCGUGCAUAUUAUGUGUGCCAAACAGGUGCUGUUAGAUUACAAUAAAUGUCUGACCAUUUGUUCCAAUGUAAACAACUCUAAAUUAUAAGCGUGCCAGAGAGUUUGUAACACCUUUAUUACAGCAAAGACUAAAAACAGUCGCAUUAAUUAGUGAACGCAAUUUCCGAAAUGGAACGGUUUAGGCCUAUUUAUUGUUAAUGCUAAUUAUUAAAUGGUCGCUUUGUUAUUUUAAAACUAAAAUGCUUGAUUGCAUUUCAAAUCAUGAAUGACUCGUGUGAUGACAUGAACGAAUAAGUGAUUGAUACAGUAGCCUAUAUACUGUAAGUAUUGAAAUAUAGGCCUAAGUAAGUUACGGCAUUAAGACUAAAGAGGAUGCGCUCUUAGGCCUACAGUUCGAUGGUGGUUAUGCAAGGCUGCUAUACUAAGCCUACUAAUUACAUUACUUAUUAUGAUGAAAACAACAAGAUCAAGGAAAAAGGAGGGUUUUUAUUAAUAAUAAUAAUAAUAAUAAUAAUAAUAAUAUUAUAAAUAUAAUUUUGUAAACAACACAAAAUAAAUAAUAAAGAAGAGACUGGUCUAACGAGGAAAAAAAGUGUAAAGCCUUUAUUACAGCAUAGCAAAGAUUAAAAACAGCUGGAUUUGGGAAAUAGUUUAUCAGAUGUGGUUGCGUGAGGCUUGGUGCUCAGGGAAUCAGUAGGCUAUUAAACAAACACUCAAACAGGCAACAGAAGUAGGAUGUGGCUUAUUUCUGGAGAUGUACCAGUCAAAAGUUUGGACACCUACUCAUUCAAGGGUUGUUCUUCAUUUUCUACAUUUGUAGAAUAACAGUGAAGACAUCAAAACUAUGAAAUAACACACAUGGAAUCAUGUAGUAACCAAAAAAGUGUUUUAUAUUUGAGAUUCUUCAAAUAGCCACCCUUUGCCUUGAUGACAGCUUUGGCAUUCUCCCAACCAGCUUCUUGAAGGAUUCCAACAUAUGCGGAGCACUAGUUGGCUGCUUUUCCUUCACUCUGCGGUCCAACUCAUCCCAAACCAUCUCAAUUUGGUUGAGGUUGGGUGAUUGUGGAGGCCAGGUCAUCUGAGUAGGCACUCCAUUACUCUCCUUCUUGGUCAAAUAGCCCUUACACAGCCUUGAGGCGUGUUGGGUCAUUGUCCUGUUGAACAACAAAUGAUAGUCCCACUAAGCGCAAACCAGAUGGAAUGGCGUAUCGCUGCAGAAUGCUGUGGUAGCCAUGCUGGUUAAGUGUGCCUUGAAUUCUAAAUAAAUCACAGACAGUGUCACCAGCAAAGCACCAUCACACCUCCUCCUCCAUGCUUCACGGUGGGAACCACACAUGUGGAGAUCAUCCGUUCACCUACUCUGCGUCUCACAAAGACACAGCGGUUGGAACCAAAAAUCUCCAAUUUGGACUCAUCAGACCAAAGGACAGAUUUCCACCGGUCUAAUGUCCAUUGCUCGUGUUUCUUGGCCCAAGCAAGUCUCUUCUUCAUAUUGGUUUCUUUGCACCAAUUCGACCACCAUGAAGGCCUGAUUCACGCAGUCUCCUCUGAACAGUUGCUGUUGUCUGUUACUUGAACUCUGUGAAGCAUUUAUUUGGGCUGCAAUAUGAGGUGCAGUUAACUCUAAUGAACGUAUCCUCUGCCACAGAGGUAACUCUGGGUCUUCCUUUCCUGUGGAGGUCCUCAUGAGAGCCAGUUUCAUCAUAGCUCAUGAUGGUUUUUGCGACUGUUCUUUAAAUUUUCCGUAUUGACUGACCUUCAUGUCUUAAAGUAAUGAUGGACUGUCGUUUCUCUUUGCUUAUUUGAGUUUUUCUUGCCAUAAUCUGGACUUGGUCUUUUACCAAAUAGGGCUAUCUUCUGUAUACCCCCCUACCUUGUCACAACACAACUGAUUGGCUCAAAUGCAUUAGGAAGGAAAGAAAUUCCACAAAUUAACUUUUAAGAAGGCACACCUGUUAAUUGAAAUGCAUUCCAGGUGACUACCUCAUGAAGCUGGUUGAGAAAAUGCCAAGUGUGUGCAAAGCUUUCAUCAAGGCAAAGGGUGGCUACUUUGAAGAAUCUCAUUGUUUUAACACUUUUUUUUUUGUUGGUUACUACAUGAUUCCAUAUGUGUCAUUUCAGAGUUUUGAUGUAUUCAAUAUUAUUCUACAAUGUAGAAAAUAGUACAAAUAAAGAAAAACCCUUCAAUGAGUAGGUGUGUCCAAACUUUUGACUGGUACUGUAUAUGGAUGAUUUAUAGUUAGGCUAUUGAUUAUAGACCUAAUUAAGUUUGUUUCCUCACUUUUCUUAGACAAUUAAGGCAAGUGCCGUUUUCUCGUCUCCCAACUCCGCUGCUGCUUGCUAUUAUGCACAUAGCAACAUGGUCUAGGAAAUGAGCCAAUAUCAGAACCAUGGACAGUGACCAAUAUCCAACGUGGGAGAAGGCCCAUUUGUUAUAAAAUAUAUAACUUUUCUUUGUUGCACCAUUGUUCUUACAUAAUAUAACCAUAUAUAAUUUCAGUCGCACGUCUUAGAGUGAUGGACUGUGACAUCCCCACGGCCUCCACAAUGGAUUAGUCCACUCAGACAGGCGCCAAUCAGGCAGGUGUCUUGUACACCAUUAAUUAUUUAAUUUUUUUGCUACUGCUCGACUAAAGCAGUCUCGGUCGACCAACAGCCUAUCAACCAAACAAUCGACCAGUUGACUAAAUGGGGUCAGCCCUAAUUGUGACUGAAUAACUAAGUUCUCAGAUGACAUACUUAUCUACUGGUCUCAUAAAGUCCCAGGCUCACCAGUCUUUUUGUGUAUAGUUUGGGAGAUUAACUGUUGACAUUUUAAAGAUGUAACUUUGUUUAGUGAAUCAAUCUGACAAUCCAAGUAUUUCACAUGCUAAUUACAGAAAGAAUGGGUGAAUUGUGGCGUUGGUACAUUUAAGAGCAUUAUGUUUUUAACGAAGGUGCAUUCUACUCUGGCUGCUAUACCUGUGUGUGUCCCUCCCUUGUACGCAGUGAUGACCUGUUCUCUCUGCCCCACUGCCCCGGCAAGACCCUGGUGAUCGGGGCAUCCUACGUAGCGCUGGAGUGCGGGGGUUUCCUGGCGGGCCUUGGCCUGGACGUGACAGUCAUGGUACGCUCCAUCCUGCUGAGGGGCUUCGACCAGGACAUGGCCAACCGUGCCGGCAAGCACAUGGAGGAGCAUGGCGUAAAGUUCCUCCGGAAGUACGUCCCUGUCAAGGUGAGCCAAUGUGACUUAUCUACUACCAGACCUGGGUUAAAAUAGUUUUUUGAAAUCUUUCGUUUUGCUUUAGCCUGCCUGAAAUGUCAGGUGGGUAGUGUGUGCACUGUUGGAACGUUUCUAUUGGUUCCAUUGCAACAGGUAAGCUCAAUCAAGCACAGCUAGUAUUUUAAAUUAUUUCAAAAAGUGUUUGUCUACUAGGACCUUGUAGGUUUCCUCAGCUGUUCAGGGCUUUUAUGACUCAUGGCUUGGAAAUGCCUGGUACUAAAUCGCUCUGUCAUCGGGGAAGUUGUGUAAUCUGUUGCUCUCUAUCUAAAGAGUCCUGUCAUCAGUUUAAGUCUAACCUUGAUUGCUGUUCGCCUGUGAAGGCAAACUAAAUUAGAAACCACGUGCUCUUUCAGAGAAAAAGAUUCCUUCAGUUCACCUGGCCAUUAUAGCGUUCGACAUUUUGUAACUAGAUAUAAAACGAAUUGUAUGCAAGAUAUUUGUAUUUGUGUGUGUGUGUGUGUGUGUGUGUGUGUGUCUCAGGUGGAGGAGCUGGAGGCAGGCACUCCUGGGAGGCUGAAGGUGACAGCCAAGAGCACGGAGGGAGACGAGACCAUCGAGGGAGAGUACAACACUGUACGUACGCAUCACCAUCCCCUUAACCCCCAAUAUCCCAUAGCUUAGGCGUCCCAAAGUCAAUCUAGCACUUAUAAAUGAAACCAAUAGUUAAGAGUUAAAUCCGCAACCAUAUUGCAUUAGGAAUUAACUCUGCAUGGUUGUCCGUCUUAGAGCAUUUGUCAUAACUAGAAUAUGUUUCGUCAGCGAAAUGGAGUAAUUCCUGCUUUAUUUGAAUGUUUUAAUGACACGCUACAGCUGGAGAAACGUCCUGUUAACCAGGUGACUUCCUUGUCCUCCCUCAGGUGUUGAUAGCCGUGGGGCGCGACGCCUGUACAGGAAAGAUCGGCCUGGAUCAAGCCGGGGUCAAAGUCAACCCCAAGUAAGUUUCCUUCCCUUUUAGUUUCUCUCCCUUAUUUCAUUCACCCAUUCGCGCUUGCAGCCGUCACCAAGGAGACGUAGACGUAGAGGGGGGGGGUUGUGUGUGCCUGUACCUUUUUAAGAAUCACCACAGUCAUGGUGACCUUUAAGAAUCACCACAGUCAUGGUGACCUUUAAGAAUCACCACAGUCAUGGUGAUUCAGCACUAUUGCCACCCUGAGCUCGGGGUCUGUGUGUGUGAUUCAUUAGUUUAUUUCAAUUAGGGGACGGGUGGUAGGGUUAGGGGAAAAUAAUAAAGGUAUGUGUACGUACAGUGCAGUGCAUUCUGAAAGUAUUCAGACCCCUUGACUUUUUCCACAUUUUGUUACAUUACAGCCUUAUUCUAAAAUGGAUAUAUAUAUAUUUUUUUUUUAUUCCUCAUCAAUCUACACACAACACCCAAUAAUGACAAAACAAAAACAGGUUUUUAUACAUUUUUGCAAAUGUAUUUAAAAUAAAACAGAUACUUUAUUUACAUAAGUAUUCAGACCCUUUGCUAUGAGACUCAAUUGAGCUUAGGUGCAUCCUGUUUUCAUUGAUCAUCCUUGAGAUGUUUCUACAACUUGAUUGGAGUCCACCUGUGGAAAAUAUAAAUUGAUUGGACAUGAUUUGGAAAGGCACGCACACACCUGUCUAUAUAAGGUCCCACAGUUGACAGUGCAUGUCAGAGCAAAAACCAUGCCAUGAGAUCAAAGGAAUUGUCUGUAGAGCUCCAAGACAGGAUUGUAUCGAGGCACAGAUCUGGGGAAGGGUACCAAAAUAUUUCUGCAGCGUUGAAGGUCCCCAAAAACACAGUGGCCUCCAUCAUUCUUAAAUGGAAGAAGUUUGGAACAACCAAGACUCUUCCUAGAGCUGGCCACCCAGCCAAACUGAGCAAUCGGGGGAGAAGGGCCUUGUCAGGGAGGUGACCAAGAACCCGAUGGUCACUCUGACAGAGCCCCAGAGUUCCUCUGUGGAGAUGGGAGAACCUUCCAGAAGGACAACCAUCUCUGCAGCACUCCACCAAUCAGACCUUUAUGGUAAUGUCCAGACGGAAGACACUCCUCAGUAAAAGGCACAUGACAGCCCGCUUGGAGUUUGCCAAAAGGCACCUAAAGACUCUCAGACCAUGAGAAACUAGAUUUAACUCUUUGGCCUGAAUGCCAAGCAUCACAUCUGGAGGAAACCUGGCACCAUCCCUACGGUGAAGCAUGAUGGUGGCAGCAUCAUGCUGUGGGGAUGUUUUUCAGCGGCAGGGACUGGGAGACUAGUCAGGAUCGAGGCAAAGAUGAACGGAGCAAAGUACAGAGAGAUCCUUGAUGAAAACCUGCUCCAGAGUGCUCAGGACCUCAGACUGGGGCGAAGGUUCACCUUCCAACAGGACAACGACCCUAAGCACACAGCCAAUACAACGCAGGAGUGGCUUCGGGACAAGUUUCUGAAUGUCCUUGAGUGGCCCAGCCAGAGCCUGGACUUGAACCCGAUCUAACAUCUGAAAAUAGCUGUGCAGCGAUGCUACCCUUCCAACCUGACAGAGCUUGAGAGGAACUGCAGAGAAGAAUGGGAGAAACUCCCCAAAUACAGGUGUGCGAAGCUUGUAGCGUCAUACCCAAGAAGACUCAAGGCUGUAAUCGCUGCCAAAGGUGCUUCAACAAAGUACUGACUAAAGGGUCUGAACACUUAUGUAAAUGUGAUAUUUCAGUUUUUUUUUUUUUUUAUAAGUGUGCAAAUCUGUCUAAACCCGUUUUUGCGUUCUCAUUAUGAGGUAUUGUGUGUAGAUUGAUGGGGGGGGGGGGGGGGGACAAUUUCAUCCGUUUUUGAAUAAGGCUGUAAUUUAACAAAAUAUGGAAAAAGACAAGGGGAAUGAAUUACAUUGAAUACUUUCCGAAUGCACUGUGUGUGUAUAUGUGGGGAUUGGAAAUGACGCAGACAAUUACAUUGAUAGAAGCCACAAUCGAUAUGCAAUAUUAAAGUUGAUCCACCCCCUAAAGAAAACAUAGUUUGAGCUUUGUAAGGAGAGAAACCCCCUUGUGCUGGGGUUGCAAAUAGCCUAGAAGUUAAGAAUGUUGGGCCAGUAACCGAAAGGUCGCAGGUUGAAAUCCCCGAGCCGACUAGGUGAAAAAUCUCUGUGCCCAUAAACAAGGCACUUACCCCUAAUUCCUCCGGUAAAUCACUCUGGAUAAGAGCGUAUGCUAAAUGACAAAAAUGUAAAUAUAAAAUGCUGUAACAUUAGGACCCGCCUGUAUCUAAAAACCUUGUGCUUCUUUACAAUCAUGUAAACUGGAUUGAGGACAACGUGUUUUUCAUGUUGUUCCUAACAUCGUGUUUGGUUAUGAAUGGGUCAGCCUUACAGAGUGCUUUAGGUCAUAGGGAUUAAGCAAUCGCAUGAGUGCGCCUCUGAGUCAGUCAUAUGACUGGGACCCUAUCAGCAUUUAACAUGGGGCUGACUGACUGACACACGGCUCAAGGUGCACCGGGGUUCCAGGGGCACCACGAGGUUGUAAUACAUGAGUGUAGGUUACGUGAGGGUAGGAGGGGUUAUUGACAAAAGCUAAUUGUCUGAUGAAUAACAGUGAAAUUGCUUGUUGUUUUAAUGUGACUUGAGAAGUUGUUCAUUGUGGCAUGACAUUCUCUUGUAUAGACACACACGCAUAUUCUCUCCAAACUCUCUAGACCUGGUCGGAAUUGUUUUGCAUGGUCAGAUAUCAGAUCAGAUUAUGCAAAUGCGUACAUACUGGUUUUUCUGGGAUCAAAAUGGGGCUUAGGUGGUUUUUAAAGCUAAUUUCAUACAAUUCUACACAUUCGCUGUUAUUCAUAAGACAAUUAUAUAUCUUUAUCUGGUUUUGGUCGUUUAAAUUGACACUGAAAACAUUUUACCAUUCCGUAAAUUAUUUCCAAAAAAUAUAAAUACUUUUGGGACUAAGGAAAAAUCACUUAGUCUAUGCAGAAAACUCUGGCACAGACGGUCUCAUCAUUUGCGCUACAUGCUAUAUCAUCGUCUGUAUACUUUUUCUCCGUAUUGGCCAUGACAAGAUCUUGGCCCCACUCUGUCAGUCAUUCAGUCCCAUUCUUCAUGGCUACGACCUUUGUCUGUCACUGUCAGAUAAAACCUAGACAUAUAUGGUAUUUUCUUUACUUAAAUAAUGCAUCAUAAAAAUUGUCCCCCCCCCCAACACAUCCUGUUAUUGGUUUACCCGUGAAAUCAUAGAACAGAGUUCUUUGUAUAGUGACAUUUCUCAAGCCAGGGAACUGCCCCUUUGUGGCUCCAUGGGGAUCUAAAAUUAGUCAGAUAAUUUCCCCUCGCUAAGCUUCCACUCUCUCAUUCUCCGCCUCCCCCAGGAACGGAAAGAUCCCGGUGAAUGAUGAGGAGCAGACUAACGUGCCGCACAUCUACGCCAUCGGAGACAUCCUGGAGGGCAAGUGGGAGCUGACGCCCGUGGCUAUCCAGGCUGGCAAGCUGCUGGCACGCCGGCUGUACACGGGCGCCUCGCUCAAGGUAAUUGUCGGACAUUUUCUAUUGGUAGACCAUGGCAGUUUGACAGUGUGACCCUUCGGCAGUGUGCCCCCCCCCCCCUUACUAUCUCUGUUGUGCCUCUGCUUUGAGGAGAUUAGCUUGUUGCUUUCAAAUGAAAAUAUGGAUGUUGGUUGUUGGUGUUAUGUGGUGGGGUCUUUGCUCCCUACCUAAAAUGUAUAAACUAGGAGAAACCCCUUACAGUAUUUCCCUUGCUUCUAUCAUCGUACUGUAGGAUGUUCUGCCUGGCAAACCUCCGAUGUGACACCACCUGGUACAGACGGUCAAUUGUCACACCCUCUUUGUUGUUAUUAUUAACUGCGGUUGAAUGUUGUCGUGUGCAGUGUGACUACGUGAAUGUUCCCACCACGGUGUUCACCCCUCUGGAGUAUGGCGCCUGUGGUCUGUCUGAGGAGAAAGCUAUCGAGCUGUACGGCCAAGACAACCUGGAGGUACACAUGCUCCACUUCCAGCCUAGUGGUAACAGGGCCUAAAAUGAACACCCUGCCAAAUGUGGGUAGAUUUUGGCAUUGGCGGGUAAGAAUGUCUAAUUCACCAUCCACAUUGGUGGGUGGUCACACUCAGGGUUCUACAGUGCGAGCAUUUAAUAAAAAUUGUCAAAAGUCAAGUAUGGCCACGUGAGUAGUGAUUUUAUAGAAAAAUAAAUGCUGCAGUAUUAGUUUUUGAAAUAUUUCUGCCGUUUUGUUUCAUAUUUGGUAAUGCACAAAGAAAUAAGAAUCCUAAUGUUAUAGCUAUCCCACCUCGCGCAGCAACACUGCCUGUCUGGGGGGCUGUGCACACUUGAAAGAUUUUGUUUUUAGAAGCAAUGUGCAUAAAAGUUGGUCUAACUUGUGUACUAAAUUGAGAUUUUCCUUGUGUUUCUUGGCUAUUUAUACUGAACAAAAAUAUAAGCGCAACAUUACAUUUUACAUUUUUGUCAAUUAGCAGACACUCUUAUCCAGAGCGACUUACAGUUAGUGAGUGCAUACAUUAUUUUUUUUAUUUUGUCAUACUGGCCCCCCGUGGGAAUCGAACCCACAACCCAGGAAUUGCAAACGCCAUGCUCUACCAACUGAGCUACAUCCCUGCUGGCCAUUCCCUCCCCUACCCUGGACGACGCUGGGCCAAUUGUGCGCCGCCCCAUCAACAUGCAACAAUUUCAAAGAUCUUACUGACUUCAAGUUCGGAUAAGGAAAUCAAUCAAUUGAAAUAAAUAAAUUAGGCCCUAAUCUAUGGAUUUCACAUGACUGGGCAGGGGUGCAGCCACGGGUGGGCCUGGGAGGGCAUAGGCCCACCCAAUCAGAAUUAGUUUUUCCCCACAAAAGGGAUUUAUUACAGACAGAAAUACUCCUCAGUUUCAUCAGCUGUCCGGGUGGCUGUUCUGACGAUCCUGCAGGUGAAGAAGCAGCAUGUGGAGUUCCUGGGCUGGUGUGGUUACACGUGGUUUGCGGUUGUGAGGCCGGUUGGACGUACUGCCAAAUCCUCUAAAAUGAUGUUGGAGGCGGCUUAUGGUAGAGAAAUGAACAUUCAAUUCUCUGGCACGCUCUCUCAACUUGAGACAUCUGUGGCGUUGUGACAAAACUGCACAUCUUUUGUGGCCUUUUAUUGUCCCCAGCACAAGGUGCACCUGUGUAAUGAUCAUGCUCUUUAAUCAGCUUCUUGAUAUGCCACACCUGUCAGGUGGAUGGGUUAUCUUGGCAAAGGAUACAUGCUCACUAGCAGGGAUGUAAACAAAUUUGUGGCGAAAAUUUGAGAGAAACAAGCUUUUUGUGCGUAUGGAACAUUUGAUGGGAUCUUUUAUUUAAUCUCAUGAAACAUGGGACCAACACUUUUACAUGUUGCGUUUUAUAUUUUUAUUCAGUAUACGUUGUUAUGUUCACAGGCUACAUUGCUUUUCAAUGUUUUUGGAGUUUGCUUCCACUGCUAGCAAAGAGACAUUUUUGGCCUCUACUAUUGAGAUUCCUCACAGGCAUGCCUCGUUACCUAGGUAACCUUAAAGGGGCAGCUGAAUUGGUAUUAUCUGUGAUGUUCUGGUUAAAAGACUCAGGUCACAUAAUAUUAAAUUGAGCAAUAUACCACAUUAUUUCUUACUAGUAAUACAUUUCUUGUUUUAGAAAGAUUAGUAAGCGUGUUAAUUUUUUGUAUUAUAUAUUUAUUUUGUAAUUAUGGCAGCAACCAGAAAUUGUCUGGUAAAAGAAUCUGAGGGACUGGUAGAUUUUUUUUUUUUUUUUACAACUACCUGCCACAGUGGCUGGUAGCCAAAGUUAGUUUUAGGCCCUGAUUGGUACUUCAGCCACAUCACACACACUCGCAGCCCACUGGCACUGAAGAAUACAUAUCGGACCGAUAUCAACUGACAUUUUGUCUCUGCUCGCAUAUGCACUCUAGCUAGCAUUCCAGUUGAAAUGUGGACACUGGAACAAAGCCUUCGACUCGCCAGCUAAAAUGGCCUACUAUUAUUUGACAGUGGAAAACCAUAACUUGUGUGAUUCUGUGUGUUCACUUAUGGUUUCUGCUUCUUCUUUCAUAUUUUCUAACUGAUACCUAACAGAAAUGUUUUUAGUAUUAAUAAAAUGCAUGUUAUUCUGCCUUUACGGUAUGUGUAUUUAAUGUCCUUGUUAACUGUGUAGGUGUACCACAGUCUCUUCUGGCCUCUGGAGUUCACCAUCCCCAACAGGGACAACAACAAGUGCUACUCCAAGAUCAUCUGCAAUAAACUGGACAAUGUAAGAACCCCCCUCUUUUCAAACUUACCUGACUACCUGUUUAAUUCAUAGGUACAGCAAUUAUUGUCACCUAUUUUGCCAUAUAGAGUUCAGACCUUCUCACAUUGAAAACGGAGAAUGUGCGGGAGCCAGAGAAAUUACAUGGGAACAAAAGGCUUCCACCCUUGUCUCUGGUCAAGAGGCUAUGUGAACCCAUUGUCACUUUGACACCAAAUUCAAUAGCCAUAUUGAAGAAGAAUACACGUUCCUACAUGCGGGGUCUGGCUAACAUAACAAAAUGGUAGAUUACCGAUACACUUGAUCUAUCAGACCCCGUAACACCGCUCUCUCUCUCUCCCUGCAGGACCGUGUGAUCGGGUUCCAUUACCUGGGGCCCAACGCGGGAGAGGUGACGCAGGGCUACGGCGUGGCCAUGAAGUGUGGCCUGACCAAAGAGCAUCUUGACAACACCAUCGGCAUACACCCCACCUGCGCUGAGGUAAGACUGAUCCCAGACCAGCUGCAGGCCGCAUUUCAUUUUAGUUGCUCCCUUCUUUUUGCCCCCACUACCAUUGGCGUUGGAAGCACCAUGCUCUACCUAGGUGGAUAGAUGGCGUACGUCCUAUCUUUCCCAUGAAUUGCUUCUGUGACUGCCUCUGAUAGACAUCCCCCCCCCCCAAAAAAAAACAACAACAUGGUGGCAGGUAUAAUAAGUCCCUCCACAGUGCAAAAAAAGUGGUUUCAUACUCCGAGCACUGUCUGAUUAGCUAAGUUGAUAUGGCAGUGAGCCACGACAGAUUUUUAGACAAAUUAGAACCUCUCAAAUCAAGAAUUGAAGAAGUAUUGUCAACUGAAGGCUGAAAAACAAACCACUGUAACAGGUGACCGUUAGUACCAUAGGUCAGGGGUUCUCAAAUUCAUCAGGGAUCCCCUCAUCAGAACACAACUCGAGUUGGAUAGAAAAUUGCAUACAAUACGUUUUAUGACUUUGACAGUGCAUGGCUGGACAAACCAAGUCUUGGGCCCAGGGAAGGAACCUUUUUUUAAAGGCCUGCCUCUUGGCAUCGUAGAGAAAAUGUAACAGUUGUCAUGCUAAUUUCCUGCAAUUCUACAAAGUAUUUCAAGAGGCGGAGAGAAAACGUUGCAGUUUUAAAGCAGAAAUUACAGUUAAUUUAUGAAGGGGAAAAAAAUGGGUAAUGGAAGUAUUGAGUUGAAAUAUUGAUAAUUGGUGCUGUGGAUACCAUAACCCAGUGAGCCUCCAGGCCCAUGUUUCCCAGGGUUAAGAACAUACACUACAAUUUUUUAACAUCAAAUUGAUCAGAAAUAUGGUGUAGACAUUGUUAAUGUUGUAAAUGGCUAUUGUAGCUGGUAACGGCUGAUUUUUAACGGGAUAUCUACAUUGGUGUACAGAGGCCUAUUUAUCAGCAACCAUCAGUCCUGUGUUCCAAUGGCACGUUGUUUGCUAAUCCAACUAUCAUUUUAAAAGGCUAAUUGAUCAUUAGCCUCCUGAGUGGCGCAGUGGUCUAAGGCGCCGCAUCGCAGUGCUAACUGUGCCACUAGAGAUCCUGGUUCGAAUCCAGGCUCUGUCGCAGCCGGCCGCGACCGGGAGACUCAUGGGCGGCGCACAAUUGGCCCAGCGUCGUCCAGGGUAGGGGAGGGAAUGGCCGGCAGGGAUGUAGCUCAGUUGAUAGAGCAUGGCGUUUGCAACGCCAGGGUUGUGGGUUCGAUUCCCACGGGGGGCCAGUAUAAAAAAAAAAAAUGUAUUCACUAACUGUAAGUCGCUCUGGAUAAGAGCGUCUGCUAAAUGACUAAAAUGUAAAAAUUUAAAACCCUUUUGCAAUUGUUAGCACAGCUGAAAACUGUUGUGCUGAUUAAAGAAGCAAUAAAACUGGCCUUCUUGAGACUAGUUGAGUAUCUGGAGCUUCAGCAAUUGUGGGUUCGAUUACAGGCUCAAAAUAGCCAGAAACAAAUAACUUUCUUCUGAAACUCGUCAGUCUUUGAUCUAUUUUAUUUUAAUGGACAAAAAAAUUGCUUUUCUUUCGAAAACAAGGAAAUGUCUAAGUGACCCCAAACUUUUGAACGGUAGUAUACACUGUAGAUUAAUAAUAUUACAUUGCAUUGUGUUACACCCUCAACUUAUUUCACAGAUUCCUUGGCCAAAAUCCAUUUAAUCUUUUUAGUAAUAUUUGUAAAGAAUAACGAAAAUACAUAUAUUUUGAGAUCUGGCUGCGGGCCCUCUGCAGUACUUUGUCCGCGGACCCCACUGAGAACCCCUGUCAUAGGUAACUACAUAAUGUUCAAGGCGAAUGCCAUCAGUCUUUCGUGGCAAGUGCACCCUCUAUCCAUCUCUAUGGUUGGAGCUUUGCUCGCUUGGCUUUGACCAUAAAAAAUAAUAUUGCGAACGAGUCAUGCCACCUCGCUACGAUGCAGAGCUCAACGGGCUUUCUCCUCCCUCUCUUCCAGAUCUUCACCACCAUGGAGGUGACCAAGAGCUCGGGCGGUGACAUCACCCAGACGGGCUGCUGAGGUUAAACCCUGCUCGUUUAACGGGCUGUCCUGUUCUCCAUCUUAGAUCUCUCGCCUCGUAGCUCUGCGCCAACCUGGCCCCCUCUCAAAUUCUACACCCAAGACCAAUCGCUUCUCAGGAAAAACCAAUAAGUUGAUCUGAAACCGGGGGGGGGUCUGAACGGAUGAAACCACUCAUUUGGGAUUAGGGGGUGGGUGGGGAAACAGUGGGUCCGUAUAAUACUGUCUGAAAGAUUGAGCCAAUAAAUGCACUGAGGGGGCCUGUAGGGUGGACAUACAAGGCAACAUAAUAUGAGGUGAGUUACUAUCUAUGGGACAGCCUGCUAGAUAGCGGGGAUACUUGGCUGCUUUCACAAGGCACCCUGUGUGUCUUUCUCAGAGGUGCACCACCCCUCUCUAGGGAUGGAUGAGUGCUGUUUGACGUCCUGGCCCUUAACCCAGUCACUGUGGUGGGCUAGGACCGAUGUCCCUCUGUCCAAAGGCACAAGGGGUGAACCGAACCCUUCGUCCAACUUAAACACCCAUAUAUAUAUAUAUAUAUAUAUAUAUAUAUAUAUAUAUAUGUGUGUGUAUAUGUAUAUGUAUAUAUGUAUAUGUAUAUUAUACACACACACACAUACAGUGGGGGAAAAAAAGCAUUUAGUCAGCCACCAAUUGUGCAAGUUCUCCCACUUAAAAAGAUGAGAGAGGCCUGUAAUUUUCAUCAUAGGUACACGUCAACUAUGACAGACAAAAUGAGAAGAAAAAAAUCCAGAAAAUCACAUUGUAGGAUUUUUAAUUAAUUAAUUUGCAAAUUAUGGUGGAAAAUAAAUAAGUAUUUGGUCAAUAACAAAAGUUUCUCAAUACUUUGUUAUAUACCCUUUGUUGGCAAUGACACAGGUCAAACGUUUUCUGUAAGUCUUCACAAGGUUUUCACACACUGUUGCUGGUAUUUUGGCCCAUUCCUCCAUGCAGAUCUCCUCUAGAGCAGUGAUGUUUUGGGGCUGUCGCUGGGCAACACGGACUUUCAACUCCCUCCAAAGAUUUUCUAUGGGGUUGAGAUCUGGAGACUGGCUAGGCCACUCCAGGACCUUGAAAUGCUUCUUACAAAGCCACUCCUUCGUUGCCCGGGCGGUGUGUUUGGGAUCAUUGUCAUGCUGAAAGACCCAGCCACGUUUCAUCUUCAAUGCCCUUGCUGAUGGAAGGAGGUUUUCACUCAAAAUCUCACGAUACAUGGCCCCAUUCAUUCUUUCCUUUACACGGAUCAGUCGUCCUGGUCCCUUUGCAGAAAAACAGCCCCAAAGCAUGAUGUUUCCACCCCCAUGCUUCACAGUAGGGUAUGGUGUUCUUUGGAUGCAACUCAGCAUUCUUUGUCCUCCAAACAUGACAAGUUGAGUUUUUACCAAAAAGUUAUAUUUUGGUUUCAUCUGACCAUAUGACAUUCUCCCAAUCCUCUUCUGGAUCAUCCAAAUGCACUCUAGCAAACAACAGACGGGCCUGGACAUGUACUGGCUUAAGCAGGGGGACACGUCUGGCACUGCAGGAUUUGAGUCCCUGGCGGCGUAGUGUGUUACUGAUGGUAGGCUUUGUUACUUUGGUCCCAGCUCUCUGCAGGUCAUUCACUAGGUCCCCCCGUGUGCUUCUGGGAUUUUUGCUCACCGUUCUUGGAAUCAUUUUGACCCCACGGGGUGAGAUCGUGCGUGGAGCCCCAGAUCGAGGGAGAUUAUCAGUAUGUCUUCCAUUUCCUAAUAAUUGCUCCCACAGUUGAUUUAUUCAAACCAAGCUGCUUACCUAUUGCAGAUUCAGUCUUCCCAGCCUGGUGCAGCUCUACAAUUUUGUUUCUGGUGUCCUUUGACAGCUCUUUGGUCUUGGCCAUAGUGGAGUUUGGAGUGUGACUGUUUGAGGUUGUGGACAGGUGUCUUUUAUACUGAUAACAAGUUCAAACAGGUGCCAUUAAUACAGGUAACGAGUGGAGGACAGAGGAGCCUCUUAAAUAAGUUGUUACAGGUCUGUGAGAGCCAGAAAUCUUGCUUGUUUGUAGGUGACCAAAAUACUUAUUUUCCAGCAUAAUUUGCAAAUAAUUUCAUUAAAAAUCCUACAAUGUGAUUUUCUGGAGAGAAAAAAUUCUACAUUUGUCUGUCAUAGUUGACGUGUACCUAUGAUGAAAAUUACAGGCGCCUCAUCUUUUUAAGUGGGAGAACUUGCACAAUUGGUGGCUAAAUACUUUUUUUCCCCACUGUACAUACAUACAUACAUACAUACAUACAUACAUACAUACAUACGAAGACUCCUGUAGUAUGUUAACAGCUGGCACACAGCCAGGGUUUGACUGAAUAUAAAUAAAUAAUUAUCUGAUCCAAUGUGUGGUGGAAACGCCUGGUCAUUUUUACUCUGUAGAAGUGAAAUAUUAUGUCCUAAAAUAUGUUUAUUUUGUCUCUUCUCUGGCAAGCCAUCAACAUUCCAGGCAUUUUUUAAUAAUAAUUAUUUCUCGUCAGAAGUGUAUAUUAUCCGAUAUCUCAGAUAUGGAAAAUGAAAAAUUGAGUUUGUGAGGCAAUGGAUAUGUUUUUGUUUUUAUCAGUAUUUCUCAUGGUGUCGUCCUUGCCGUUUCUCCACAUCGGGGUCGUCGGCCUCAGAUUAAAGACGACUCCCAGUUCCAACUUCUACCAAAGUGUUAACCAAAAAGGUGCAUGUUGGAGAAGUCAAAAGAGAGCCUCUGAACCAUCAUUCAAAUAUCUGGUAUAGCCUGCUUCAGAAAACACUGUUAGUAAUUCUAAUGAAUGAAUGAAUACAUAAAACACAAAUUGUACUGAAUGUAAAAAAUAGUAAUAUAUACUUUCAAAGUUUUCAGUGGAUAAUUAAAUGACUGCUUCUUUGUAUCAGUUUGAUCUUGCUGUUUCGUUUGCCUCUGCGUUGUGUGUAUGUAAAAUGUAUCCAAUCUGGUAGAGGACAGUAUUUUAAGAGUUCCUAUCUGACUACUGUUGAGCAGGGACACCGGUCAAAAUGUAUAAAUGACUGCUUCACUGGUAUCACCACUUUUGUAGAUUACUUUUAUUAAAGUCUUGAAAGACAACGUCAACAUG
Molecule: messenger RNA, 25501 nt
Organism: Coregonus sp. 'balchen'
Lineage: Eukaryota; Metazoa; Chordata; Actinopteri; Salmoniformes; Salmonidae
Source: the annotation of a GenBank genome assembly